Messenger RNA from Exophiala viscosa, 2363 nucleotides. RefSeq names its product fungal-specific transcription factor domain-containing protein. The transcript is spliced from 5 exons. Gene Ontology annotation, molecular function: RNA polymerase II cis-regulatory region sequence-specific DNA binding; DNA-binding transcription factor activity, RNA polymerase II-specific; zinc ion binding. NCBI's taxonomy places the organism in Eukaryota, Fungi, Ascomycota, Eurotiomycetes, Chaetothyriales, Herpotrichiellaceae. Gene Ontology annotation, cellular component: nucleus. Bases 135 to 2345 code for a protein of 736 amino acids. Gene Ontology annotation, biological process: positive regulation of transcription from RNA polymerase II promoter by galactose; DNA-templated transcription. The record is from RefSeq and is a predicted model, not a curated record.
CCGCCCUCCUCUCGGGCUUGUUCCUCUGUGCUUUUUCCACCUUAAGUCGUCAACAGCGGAAAUAUUCCUCCCACGGUCAGUCCACGCAGGACUUGCGCCAUUCCUCCCCGUUGUUGACAUUUCCUCCAGGCGACAUGGUCUCCAGUCUGACACCCUCAGAAUCCUCUCCUGUGCCCAAUGGGCAUGGCGAGAAGCGCAAGGCAGAUGGUGACGCAGGAAGCGACAGGCAAACACAUACUCGGUCGAAGAGAAAUAGAUACAUUUCAAUUGCAUGCAAUGAAUGUAAGCGGCGCAAGAUCAAAUGCAAUGGGCAGGCACCGUGCCAGCGAUGCGGAAAUCUGUCGCUCGAAUGUGUCUACGCGCCAAAUUGCUGCACCAAUUCUCUAAAGGACUCGGCGGAAUUCAACCAGAUGCGCGACGAAAUUACCACGCUGCAGAUGCAAGUCAAUGAGCUGUUCACCAGUCUUAGCGAACUUCGAUCCCGACCCGAGACUGCCUACCCACCUCCGAUCGAUCCUCUCGUCUCCCAAGAUGCCUCGAACCGCUCGCUCCCAAUGUCGGUUUCCCGAACACUUCCUCCACUCAUUUCGCCGAAGAGAGCCCCAUCGAGGGCUUUACCCCAGUUUCAUGGCCCUACGAGCACAUUGUAUGGUAUCGAUGUCGCUAAGUCAUCACUGCAGACAAUGGGGAUCACACAAAAUGCGGCGGACGAUGGAAUGAUUUCACGAGAUCGAAGUCGCGCGGCAUCACCUGUGUUUCCAGUUACGCCACAUCCAUCCAAAGAUCCUCUUUGGCUGAUAGACCACGCCGAGGUCAUCCGCUUGUUGCGUGUCUAUGAGGAAGAAAUUGGCAUCAUGUAUCCCGUGGUCGAUAUUGAAAAGGUAAUCAAGCAUGCAGAUUCGCUUUACAAAUUCAUCCAAGCGUCUCUUCGAGCUGGGUUCGGCAAUCUUGCACUACCUGGCGCUGACGCCAUUGACGACGAGGAGACUACCGUGCUAAAGAUGAUCCUUGCUGUCACCAUGACUGUUGAAGGCCAUGGGCGCAGCGACUUUGGUCAGAGGUUCUUUGAUGCCGCUAAGCCAGCAGUCGACUUGAAGCUGGUCACAGCUUUGGACACCAAGUCGGUGGUUUUGGUUGUGUUGACGGCUACCUUCUACUUUCAGAAGGACGAGGAGGCACAGGCGUGGCGUUUCAUUGGUAUAGCCGCGCGUAUGUGUAUCGAAAUGGGCCUACACAGGAAAGACUCUCUAGUCAAAACUUUUACCAAUGAAGCCGAAUAUCAACAAGCUGUCAGGAUUUUCUGGACAGUCUACGCCCUCGAUCGUCGCUGGAGUUUUGGUACUGGAAUGCCGUUUGCUCUACAAGAUGCAGAUAUUGAUUCCAAUCUGCCGGAACCUGACGAGAGUCACCUCUAUCUAAGACACAUUACCAAAUACAACCAGAUUGCGACCAAAGUAUGGUAUCACAACUUGGCGUACGAAGCAGGUCAGAACACCAAGAAGGAUGAGAUUGGGUUUCUCGAUUAUCAAAUCCUGCAGUGGUAUCAGCAACUCCCGGAACCAUUGCAAUUUAACAGUCGAGAUCUUGUUGCUGAGAAUGAAGUACCUGGACGUGGUGUCCGACGACUACGUUUGCUUAUGUACCUGCGGAGGAACCAGGCACGGAUCUCAAUUUAUCGACCAAUCCUCCAUUCGGCAACGAGCAUCAUGGAGAACAGACACUACGCUCAGAAUGUCGCGGACGUGGCCAAAGACACCAUCAAUACUUUGACUGGAGUCAACCAGAUCUCGGACAUUUACAAGACACAACAAGUCAUGUACAAUUACUUCCUCGUACAGGCUUUGGCGGUGCUCUUCCUGUCCGUUGCACAUGCUCCAGCCGUCUUUUGCUCGCAAACAAGACAAGAAUUCUACGCCGCGAUUGAAAUGGUCAAGGGCUUCAGCACCAAGUCUCAUGUGUCCAAGCGGAUUUGGAAGACUAUCCGAGGUCUCAAGGAGAUGGGUGACAAGAUUGGCCUUCUGGCGCGUGGAAAUAACACCCUGAACGACGCCGAGCAGGACGCUCACUCGGAUGCCGCGGUCGCAAUGGCUGGACUUGCAGGACAUCAAGUCGAGUAUUCAUCCUUUGCGAAUCAACCACAGGGCGGCGAGCUUGGAGUGAGUCCGGACGACGCUCUCCAGAUUACGAAUGAGCUGUCUAGCUUGUUUGAAUUGGCGGGUGGGUACGGUGCUACGACUCCAAUUCCAGACACGUUCAACUUCAAUGGAGAUCUGAAUUUGGGAGAAGGGUUUAACGCCUUUGGGAACGAGCCGGAAUUGUCCAGGAUUAUGAAUGAACUGUUUUGAUGAGAGCAAUAUAACGAA